AUGGCAAAAAUCUGCACCGAGCAGUCCUUCCCAGCUCAGCCACGGCUGUCGGUCCGCCCCUCUGAGGACGACAUUGAGCGGAUUGAAAAUGGCAACAGCAGGGCCCAUUCUCUUUGUGAGGACACAUCCUCAGAGCUCCAGGGCGUUGUCUCCGUGGCCACCAGCAGACUGCCCGAAUCCCGCAGGAGUUCCUUUACGGGUGCUGGAGCCAUGGCCAGGCUCUCCCACUUCAUCUUCAUGCUGAGGAACUGGGCCUCCCGCAGGCUGCACCAUGAGGUGGAGAGACCCGAUUCCUUCCUGGAACGUUUCCGGGGCCCGGACAUGAAGGAGGCCUCCAGCCGGGAGAGCAACGCCCAGUCCUCCCUGGGCCACCCGGACCGGCCACGCAGGAGGAAUCGUAUCAGUCAUUGGCCACUGGCUACUCUCAAUGUCAACAACUGCAACAACACAGAUGAUAAAAAAGAGGACAAGAAGGAGGAAAUAAAAAAGGAUGAGAAAAAAGAAGAAAAAAAGGAUGAGAAGAAAGAUGAGAAAAAGGAUGAGAAGAAGGAUGAGAAAAAGGAUGAGAAGAAGGAUGAGAAGAAGGAUGAAAAGAAAGAUGACAAGAAGGAUGAUAAAAAAGAUGACAAAAAGAAAGAGGAGCCACCGAAAGAGGUCUGGAUCAUGGACCCAGCAACGGACUUAUACUACAGAUGGCUUACGAUAAUAGCCGCCCCAGCCAUGUACAACCUGAUGAUGAUUGUGACCAGGGCCUGUUUCAAUGAGCUUCAGAACAGCUUCACCACCCUGUGGAUCAUCCUGGAUUACUCCUCUGAUGCCAUCUACUAUAUGGACACAUUUGUAAGAUCACGAACAGGAUUCUUGGAACAAGGGCUGCUUGUAAAAGACCCAAAGAAGUUAAGAGAGAACUACAGGAAAACGCAACAGUUCAAAUUUGACAUUUUCUCAAUGUUGCCAACUGAUAUAUUUAUGUUAAAAAUGGGCUUCAACAGCCCUGAGCUAAGGUUCAACCGCCUCUUCAAAAUCUCGCGCCUCUUUGAGUUCUUUGACCGCACAGAGACCAGAACUAACUACCCCAAUAUUUUCCGAAUCAGCAACCUUGUUCUCUAUAUCCUGAUCAUCAUCCAUUGGAAUGCCUGCAUCUUCUUUGCCAUCUCCAAGACCAUCGGCUUUGGCUCAGACACCUGGGUGUACCCAAACAUUAGCCACCCUGAGUAUGGCCGCCUGGCCCGUAAGUACAUCUACUGCCUGUACUGGUCCACACUCACCCUCACCACCAUUGGUGAAACGCCCCCUCCCGUCAGGGACAUUGAGUACCUGUUUGUCGUCUGCGACUUCCUCAUCGGCGUGCUGAUCUUUGCUACCAUCGUCGGUAACGUCGGCGCCAUGAUCUCCAACAUGAACGCCUCCCGCGCCGAGUUCCAGGCCAAGAUCGACUCCAUCAAGCAGUACAUGCAGUUCCGUAAGGUCACCAAGGACCUGGAGGCCAGGGUCAUCAAGUGGUUCGACUACCUGUGGACCAACAAGAAGACCUGCGACGAGAAAGAAGUGCUGAAGUACCUGCCGGACAAGCUGAAGGCCGAGAUCGCCAUCAAUGUCCACCUGGACACGCUGAAGAAGGUGCGCAUCUUCCAGGACUGCGAAGCCGGCUUGCUGAUUGAGCUGGUGCUCAAGCUGCAACCCCAGGUCUUCAGCCCUGGGGACUACAUCUGCAAGAAAGGCGACAUCGGGCGAGAGAUGUACAUCAUCAAGGAAGGCAAGCUGGCGGUGGUGGCGGACGAUGGGGUCACACAGUUUGUGGUGCUUAGCGACGGUGCCUAUUUCGGGGAAAUCAGUAUCCUGGGCAUCAAGGGAAGUAAAGCCGGAAACAGAAGAACAGCGAACAUCCGCAGCGUGGGCUACUCCGACCUCUUUGCCCUCUCCAAGGAUGACUUGAUGGAGGCCCUCACCGAGUACCCCGACGCCAAGAAGGCCCUGGAGGAGAAAGGGAAGGCCAUCCUGAUGAAGGACAACCUCAUCGAUGAGGCCGUGGCCAACGCCGGUGCUGACCCCAAAGACAUGGAGGAGAAGGUCACACGGCUGGAGUCCAACCUGGACGUCAUGCAGACCAAGUUCGCUAAGCUAAUGGCGGAGUACACUGCGAGCCAGGGUAAGAUCAAGCAGAGGAUCUCAAACAUGGAGGCCAGGGUCAAGACCCUCAGGACGGAAGAUAUCUCUGAGGUCGUUGAAGACAAAAAGGACAAGUAG
Molecule: messenger RNA, 2247 nt
Organism: Megalops cyprinoides (Indo-Pacific tarpon)
Lineage: Eukaryota; Metazoa; Chordata; Actinopteri; Elopiformes; Megalopidae
Product: cyclic nucleotide-gated channel cone photoreceptor subunit alpha-like
Exons: 8
Coding region: 1-2247 (748 amino acids)
Biological process (GO): monoatomic cation transmembrane transport
Cellular component (GO): plasma membrane; intracellular cyclic nucleotide activated cation channel complex
Molecular function (GO): intracellularly cAMP-activated cation channel activity; cGMP binding; intracellularly cGMP-activated cation channel activity
Source: RefSeq, a predicted model, not a curated record